GAGGAACCCUAAAAGCAUCUUAACCGAGGAAAAAAAACCCAUCGAAGCUGAAGACAACGAGGCAUCCCGGGCAAAAAAGAUAACAAAAAAUCCAAAACAAAUACAUUUCAGCUGAAGAACUUAACCUGAUUCUGGCUCGGAAUGAGUCUUCUAUCAUUUGCUGUCCUUUUGGGGACGGCAAUCACGGUGUUCAGCGAAAAGCACUCUCUCUCUUACAUCUACACGGCCUUUUCCAAUCCUGUGGAUCUGCCAGGGUUUCAUGAGUUCACUGCCAUGGGUUUACUGGACAACCGAAUGAUUGACUACUAUGACAGUGACAACCAAAUAAAAGUUCCCAAACAGGACUGGAUGAAAGAGCAUCUUGACCAAGAGUACUGGGAGAAAGGCACCCAGUCCAGAAAGAGCAAGCAGCAAUGGUUCAAGGUCAACAUCGACAUAUUGAUGAAACGAAUGAGACAGAAUGACACAGACACCCAUAUUCUUCAGUGGAUGCAUGGCUGUGAGGGUGAAACUCAGUCUAAUGGGACGAUGACGUUUGUCCGUGGGAUGGACAUGUACAACUAUGAUGGAAACGACUUUCUGUCCUUUGACGAUGACAAACAGGUUUGGGUUGCUCCCAUUCAUGCAGCAGAAGAAACCAAGAGGAAGUGGGAUGAGGUCCAGGUGCUGAAGGAAUACACAAAGGGCUACCUGGAGAAGGAAUGCAUGGAAUGGAUGAGCAAGUUUAGAGACUUUGGGAAAGAGAAGCUUCAAAGAGCCACUCCACCUACAGUGCAUUUGUUCACUCGUAAGGCCAACGUCGAGACGAACACCAUUUUGACAUGUCUGGCUACGGGCUUCUAUCCAAAAGACAUCAUUCUGCAUAUCAAAAGAAAUGGCCGGAUCCUUACUAAGGAGGACAGGGUACAGACCGAUGGAGUUCUCCCAAAUCAUGACGACACCUUUCAGAGAAGAGAUUAUGUAGAGAUCUUGAAGUCUGAUGUUGCCAACUACACCUGUGAAGUUAAACAUCCUGCCUCUUCAAUGCACAUUGAAACGAGUUUGGAGCCCAAAGGAGAAGGAAAUUCACUCGUCAUCAUUGCUGCUAUUAUCCCUAUCCUGAUCGUGCUUGUAGGUGUACUUGCUUUCCUUAAGUUUAAGACACACUAUCUUGAUUGCUGUAAAGGCUCAACUCAUUCAUGUCUAGAGUAUGUGACCACCUCCAGCAACUCUGAUGGCGAAAAGCAGGGCACCAAUGGUCACGUGAUUCAAAACAACGGCAUCAAUGGUCACAUGAUUCAAAACAACGGCACCAAUGGUCACAUGAUUCAAAACAACGGUACAGGAGAUAACAGCGCUACCACACCCCUCAUGAGUGAAACUGAAGGUACAGAAGAUAACAGCGCUACCACACCCCUCAUGAGUAACACUGAAGGAAACGCUGAUGGAGAGGGAGACAACAACAGUCAAGGUACAGGAGAUAACAGCGCUACCACACCCCUCAUGAGUAACACUGAAGGAAACGCUGAUGGAGAGGGAGACAACAACAGUCAAGAAAAGCACUCUCUCUAUUACAUCUACACGGCCUUUUCCAAGCCUGUGGAUCUGCCAGGGUUUCAUGAGUUCACUGCCAUGGGAUUACUGGACAACCGAAUGAUUGACUACUAUGACAGUGACAACCAAAUAAAAGUUCCCAAACAGGACUGGAUGAAAGAGCAUCUUGACCAAGAGUACUGGGAGAAAGGCACCCAGUCCAGAAAGAGCAAGCAGCAAUGGUUCAAGGUCAACAUCGACAUAUUGAUGAAACGAAUGAGACAGAAUGACACAGACACCCAUAUUCUUCAGUGGAUGCAUGGCUGUGAGGGUGAAACUCAGCCUGAUGGGACGAUGACGUUUGUCCGUGGGAUGGACAAGUACAACUAUAAUGGAAACGACUUUCUGUCUUUUGACAAUGAUGAACAGGUUUGGGUUGCUCACAUUCAUGCAGCAGAAGAAACCAAGAGGAAGUGGGAUGAGGUCCAGGUGCUGAAGGAAUACACAAAGGGCUACCUGGAGAAGGAAUGCAUGGAAUGGAUGAACAAGUUUAUAGACUUUGGGAAAGAGCAGCUUCUAAGAGCCACUCCACCUACAGUGCAUUUGUUCACUCGUAAGGCCAACGUCGAGACGAACACCAUUUUGACAUGUCUGGCUACGGGCUUCUAUCCAAAAGACAUCAUUCUGCAUAUCAAAAGAAAUGGCCGGAUCCUUACUAAGGAGGACAGGGUACAGACCGAUGGAGUUCUCCCAAAUCAUGACGACACCUUUCAGAGAAGAGAUUAUGUAGAGAUUUUGAUGUCUGAUGUUGCCAACUACACCUGUGAAGUUAAACAUCCUGCCUCUUCAAUGCACAUUGAAACGAGUUUGGAUUGCUCUGAAGGCUCAACUCAUUCAAGUCUAGAUGAUGUGACCACCUCCAGCACCAAUUGUCACAUGAUUCAAAACAACGGCACCAAUGGUCACAUGAUUCAAAACAACGGUACAGGAGAUAACAGCGCUACCAUACCCCUCAUGAAUAAAACUGAAGGAAACGCUGAUGGAGAGGGUGACAACAACAGUCAAGAAAAGCACUCUCUCUAUUACAUCUACACGGCCUUUUCCAAGCCUGUGGAUCUGCCAGGGUUUCAUGAGUUCACUGCCAUGGGAUUACUGGACAACCGAAUGAUUGACUACUAUGACAGUGACAACCAAAUAAAAGUUCCCAAACAGGACUGGAUGAAAGAGCAUCUUGACCAAGAGUACUGGGAGAAAGGCACCCAGUCCAGAAAGAGCAAGCAGCAAUGGUUCAAGGUCAACAUCGACAUAUUGAUGAAACGAAUGAGACAGAAUGACACAGACACCCAUAUUCUUCAGUGGAUGCAUGGCUGUGAGGGUGAAACUCAGCCUGAUGGGACGAUGACGUUUGUCCGUGGGAUGGACAAGUACAACUAUGAUGGAAACGACUUUCUGUCUUUUGACAAUGAUGAACAGGUUUGGGUUGCUCACAUUCAUGCAGCAGAAGAAACCAAGAGGAAGUGGGAUGAGGUCCAGGUGCUGAAGGAAUACACAAAGGGCUACCUGGAGAAGGAAUGCAUGGAAUGGAUGAACAAGUUUAUAGACUUUGGGAAAGAGCAGCUUCUAAGAGCCACUCCACCUACAGUGCAUUUGUUCACUCGUAAGGCCAACGUCGAGACGAACACCAUUUUGACAUGUCUGGCUACGGGCUUCUAUCCAAAAGACAUCAUUCUGCAUAUCAAAAGAAAUGGCCGGAUCCUUACUAAGGAGGACAGGGUACAGACCGAUGGAGUUCUCCCAAAUCAUGACGACACCUUUCAGAGAAGAGAUUAUGUAGAGAUUUUGAUGUCUGAUGUUGCCAACUACACCUGUGAAGUUAAACAUCCUGCCUCUUCAAUGCACAUUGAAACGAGUUUGGAGCCCAAAGAAGGAAAUUCACUCGUCAUCAUUGUUGCUAUUAUCUCUCUCCUGAUCGUGCUUGCCAUUGGUGUACUUGCUUUCCUUAAGUUGAACACACACUAUAUAGAUUGCUCUGAAGGCUCAACUCAUUCAAGUCUAGAUGAUGUGACCACCUCCAGCACCAAUUGUCACAUGAUUCAAAACAACGGCAUCAAUGGUCACAUGAUUCAAAACAACGGUACAGGAGAUAACAGCGCUACCACACCCCUCAUGAAUAAAACUGAAGGAAACGCUGGUGGAGAGGGAGACAACAACAGUCAAGAAAAGCACUCUCUCUAUUACAUCUACACGGCCUUUUCCAAGCCUGUGGAUCUGCCAGGGUUUCAUGAGUUCACUGCCAUGGGUUUACUGGACAACCGAAUGAUUGACUACUAUGACAGUGACAACCAAAUAAAAGUUCCCAAACAGGACUGGAUGAAAGAGCAUCUGGACCAAGAGUACUGGGAAAAAGGCACCCAGUCCAGAAAGAGCAAGCAGCAAUGGUUCAAGGUCAACAUCGACAUAUUGAUGAAACGAAUGAGACAGAAUGACACAGACACCCAUAUUCUCCAGUGGAUGCAUGGCUGCGAGGGUGAAACUCAGCCUGAUGGGACGAUGCAGUUUGUCCGUGGGAUGGACAUGUACAACUAUGAUGGAAACGACUUUCUGUCCUUUGACGAUGACAGACAGGUUUGGGUUGCUCCCAUUCAUGCAGCAGAAGAAACCAAGAGGAAGUGGGAUGAGGUCCAGGUGCUGAAGGAAUACACCAAGGGCUACCUGGAGAAGGAAUGCAUGGAAUGGAUGAGCAAGUUUAGAGACUUCGGGAAAGAGCAGCUUCUAAAAGCCAGUCCACCUACAGUGCAUUUGUUCACUCGUAAAGCCAAGUCUGAGACAAACACAAUUUUGACAUGUCUGGCUACGGGUUUCUUACCAAAGGACAUCACUCUGUAUAUCAAAAGAAAUGGACGUGUCCUGACUCUAGAGGACGGGUUGGUGAGCACUGGAGUUCUCCCAAAUAAUGACGACACCUUCCAGAGAAGAGAUCAUGUAGAGAUUUUGAAGUCUGAUGUUUCCAUCUACACCUGUGAAGUUAAUCAUCGUGCCUCUAAAAUGCGUGUUGAAGAGAAAUGGGAUCACAUUAUUGUGGAAGACAAUAAGAAUAUGCCCAUCGCCAUUGGUGCUGCUGUCACUAUUCUGAUUGUGGUUGCAGCCAUUGGUGGGAUACUUAUUUACCUUAAGAAGAAGACACGCCGACUUGAUUGCCCUGAGGGCUCAACUCAUUCAAGUCUAGAGUAUGUGGCCACCUCCAGCACCAAUGGUCACGUGAUUCAAAGCAACGGCACCAAUGGUCACAUGAUUCAAAACAACGGUACAGGAGAUAACAGCGCUACCACACCCCUCAUGAGUAAAACUGAAGGAGGCGCUGGUGCAGAUGGAGACAACUGCAGCCAAGAAAGUGGGAUUUCAUCUGGACCAUCGGACAAAAGCAGUCAACCAGACACUGGUACAAGCACACCUGAUGAGAACCAGUCCCUCAUCGAUAGUGGUCUAGAUACUGUGACCACCUCCAGCGCCAAUGGUGACCAUGAUAGCCAAAAGAAGGAUCAACCAGUCACCGAUAUAAACACACCUGAUGAAAAACAAAAACUCCUUAAUGGUGAUUCAUCCUCCAAUCCAAGUCUGGAUUCUGCGAUCUCCUCUGCUUCCAAUUUCACAGACUCCUCUGGAACAGAUGGAAAUUCCAGAGAUCCAAACCCAGCAAAUGAAAUUAAUCUGCUGCAGCAAAAUUUGCCUCCGUCUUCUCCAUUGACUGAGCCACCUAAGUCUCCACAACAUCCACCAGAGUUGCCUUUGGAUGAAACAAAUCUUCAGGCUAUAUUAGCAAAACUAUACAGCAAGGUUGAUAUGACUUUCUCUCCUACAAGCAACCAAAUAAAUGUGUGCAGAGACAGGAUUUUAGAAUGGAGCCUGCAUGCCUUCAGAAGACGCCGUUUUGAUCCAGCAGCAAAACUGAAUGUUAUUUUUGUGGAUGAAGAGGACAACGCUGAAGGGGCAGUUUAUGAAGGUGGUCCCACACGGGAGUAUCUAAGACUGUUAAUGAGGGCCAUUCAUCAAUCUAAUGUCUUUGAGGGGCGUGAGAAUGACCGCCAUCUAGCUUUGGACACUAGUGGGCUGGAGUCAAAAAUGUACAACUGUAUUGGAAAAAUGAUUUCAGUCUGUUUGGUGCAUGGAGGCAUUGGACCACAUUUCUUCUCUCAAAGGCUGUAUGACCAGAUUUGUGGCACAUUGUCUCAACCUACCCUGGUUGAGGAAGUUGUUAACCAUUCAUUCAGACAGCAGUUGAUCAAAAUUCAGGAUACAAACACAAUCGUGGAGGCAAACGAAGCCAUUAUGCAGGCAGCAGAUACCCUGAGCACUGUUGGAGCAUUAAGGCGUGUAACUACUCUGGAAGAGAGGGAUUCCCUUGUGCGAUCUGCUGCAGACUUCUUUGUAAAUGGCCGAGUGUGCACUGCAUUGCAACAGUUUAUGGAAGGUUUGAAGACUCUUAAUGUGCUAGACGAGAUUCAGAAAAACCCUGCAGUCUUUCAUGAAUUGUUUGUCUGUAAGGAGAAACCACUCUUUGCACGGGACCUGAACACACUUUUCCAAGUGUGUUUUUCUGUGCAAGGCAGCAAUAAAAGGAGGAUAGAAAAUCAAACCAUAUGCUACUGGAGAGACUGGUUGGUGGAUAUUGAAGAAGAAGAAUGCAGUCCCAUUACCCUUAAAAUGAUACUGGAGUUCGCUUCCGGAGCAUCCACAGUACCUCCACUGGGCUUUCCCCAUCGUCCAAAAAUUGAAUUCCUCCAUGAGGCUAACAGAGUCUUCCCAGAAGCAAAUACUUGCCUUGUAGUACUCCGCCUUCCUGUACACCCAGACUAUGAGUCUUUCACAAAGCACAUGACAGACGGGGUGCUGCAGGCACCUACCUUUGGUGUUGCAUAAUCAGCUAAGUGUAAUAAGCAGUUCUUUUAAAAAAGAGUUGGAACGUUUUGAAAAGUUAAGUGUUUUAAAGCAAGUUAUAGUAAGGGUAAUGUAAUGGCCAAACUUGGAAAAUAUUGAAAUGUAAUGUAAUUGCUUCUUCUUUUUUUUUCUUGCAAAGAAUAGAUGUCUUAUUAACCACUUUUUGGUUUCAUAAUUUAAAGGUGGAUGUUUGAGCCACACUGCAAAAACAAAAGGUCUUAUCAAGUAUUUUUGGACUACUUUCUAGUGCAAAUUUCUUAGUACACUAGAGAUAAAACUAAUAUACAUGUAACUUUUCAUCAAGAUAUGAGCUUGUUUUAAGUCUAAUUAUUUAGCAUUGUUUAAAAAAUAGUUACAUUGGCAUAUUAAUUUCACUUAUAACUGGACAUCUUUCCCUUGCUAUAAGUGAAGUAAUCUGACAAUGUAAUAAGUCCUUCUUCAUCAAUAUUAAGGAAACAAUGACUUAAAACAAGCUCAUAUCUUGAUAAAAAGUUACUUAUAUCUUACUUGUGACUUAUUUGAAGUGAUUUUUGCACUGGAAAAUCUUAGGUAAGUUUUUUUUUUGUUUUUUCUGUGUAAAUGGGCAUUGUAGUUUAAUCUUUUGUAAUGAUUGUUCUAGUUCAUGUAAUGCUCAUUUGGAUUAAAAACAAAAUCCAAUUCUAAAGAUGCUCAAAGGUUCCAAAAUAUAAAUUUGAAAAGGGGGUUGGGAUAUACUAGUCAUUUCUACAUGAACAUUUCCAAAAGUAGAAUUUUUAUUGUUCUUUCCCUCUCCAGAAUGUGUAAUUAAUUUGUCAUGUCUUUAAACACCUUAACAUUUUAUAAUUAAAUUUGUAAGGUUACAUACUCAUAUCAGUUCUGAGUUUUAUUUGUAGUAAUUGUAUCUUUAUAACAAUGCAUUUGAUCAAAUGUUCUUGAUGUUUGUCACUCCUCAAACAUAGUGACAUGUACUUAAAUCAAUAAAGCAUUUGCUAUUUCUGCACAA
Xiphophorus hellerii (green swordtail) is the source of this 7429-nucleotide messenger RNA. RefSeq lists its product as uncharacterized. The record is from RefSeq and is a predicted model, not a curated record. Bases 142 to 6429 code for a protein of 2095 amino acids. Lineage: Eukaryota; Metazoa; Chordata; Actinopteri; Cyprinodontiformes; Poeciliidae. Gene Ontology annotation, molecular function: ubiquitin-protein transferase activity. The transcript is spliced from 61 exons. Gene Ontology annotation, biological process: immune response. Gene Ontology annotation, cellular component: external side of plasma membrane.